AUGGGUGAAAUAACGAGCCACACCUGCCUUCAUCCACACACACGUGUCCACGUAAUCAACAAGCUGAGCGAGGCGAGCUUUAAAAAAGCUCCAGUUUUUCUGCAGUGACUUGUUGUUUUCAGAUUGGUUCAGCUGUGUGGUUUGGUAGCAGCUGACAGAAGUGACAGAGUUUGCUGUGUCCGGCCUACAGCUGUGGCUGGAGCCAUGGGGUUUCCCUUAAGGUGGUUGCUGUUGUCCUUGCUAGCUGUUGGAGGACAUCAAGCAAAGGCUUACAGUAUUAGAUCUGCUGGGAAGUAUGGAGAUAAUGAAGUGCCAGUUGCAGGCUAUCAACCAGAUUCAAGCAGUAACACUGGAGACACAUCUUCAUGGAGCGCUGGGCUACGUGCUGUUGGUGGUUCAACCUCAAAUGCAAAUAAGCCACAGAUAGAGUCUGAAUAUCAACCUCAGCAGAGGCCGGUGCCCAAGCAGCCUAGCUACCCACACAAGCAAGUGCCGCAACGGCCGCAAGUGCCGCAACGGCCGCAAGUGCCGCAACGGCCGCAAGUGCCGCAACGGCCGCAAGUGCCGCAACGGCCGCAAGUGCCGCGCUACCCUGACAAGCAACCUCGACCACAGGUGUCCCGGCGACCUUCUUACCUUCCCAAACAGCCCCAACGGCCUCUCUACCUUCACAAACUGUCCCUGAAGCCACGCUACCAGCCCAAGCGGCCAGAAAGGCCACAGGUCCCCCAGCAGCCAAGCUACCCUACUCUGCAGCCUCAGCCUCAGGAGCCCCAGAAGCCAAGCUACCCACGGCAGCAGCUUCAGCCCCAGAAGCCCCAGAAGGUGCCCCAGGAGCCAAGCUGCCCACCGCAGCAGCCUCAGCCUCAGCCCCAGGAGCCCAGCUACCCACCGCAGCAGCCUCAGCCCCAGCCCCAGGAGCCCAGCUACCCACCGCAGCAGCCCCAGCCUCAGCCCCAGAAGCCAAGCUGGCAGCAGCUUCAGCCCCAGGAGCCCCAGAAGCCAAGCUACCCACGGCAGCAGCUUCAGCCCCAGGAGCCCCAGAAGCCAAGCUACCCACGGCAGCAGCUUCAGCCCCAGGAGCCCCAGCAAGUGCCCCAGAAGCCAAGCUACCCACCGCAGCAGCUUCAGCCCCAGGAGCCCCAGAAGCCAAGCUACCCACCCGCAGAGCCCCAGGAGCCCCAGAAGCCAAGCUACACACCGCAGCAGCUUCAGCCCCAGGAGCCCCAGGAGCCCCAGAAGCCAAGCUACCCACCGCAGGUGCCCAGCUACCCACCGCAGGUGCCCCAGCCCCAGGAGCCCCAGAAGCCAAGCUACCCACCGCAGCAGCUUCAGCCCCAGGAGCCCCAGAAGCCAAGCUACCCACCGCAGCAGCUUCAGCCCCAGGAGCCCCAGAAGCCAAGCUACCCACCGCAGCAGCUUCCAGCCCCAGGACCCCAGAAGCCAAGCUACCCACUGCAGCAGCCCCAGCCUCAGCCCCAGAAGCCAAGCUACCCACUGCAGCAGCCUCAGCCCCAGAAGCCAAGCUACCCACCGCAGCAGCCCCAGCCUCAGCCCCAGAAGCCAAGCUACCCACGGCAGCAGCCCCAGCCUCAGCCCCAGAGGCCAAGCUACCCACGGCAGCAGCUUCAGCCCCAGGAGCCCCAGAAGCCAAGCUACCCACGGCAGCAGCUUCAGCCCCAGGAGCCCCAGAAGCCAAGCUACCCACCGCAGCAGCUUCAGCCCCAGGAGCCCCAGAAGCCAAGCUACCCACGGCAGCAGCUUCAGCCCCAGGAGCCCCAGAAGCCAAGCUACCCACCGCAGCAGCUUCAGCCCCAGGAGCCCCAGCAAGUGCCCCAGAAGCCAAGCUACCCACCGCAGCAGCUUCAGCCCCAGGAGCCCCAGCAAGUGCCCCAGAAGCCAAGCUACCCACCGCAGCAGCUUCAGCCCCAGGAGCCCCAGCAAGUGCCAAGCUACCCACCGCAGGUUCAGCCCCAGCCCCAGCCCCAGAAGCCAAGCUACCCACCGCAGCAGCUUCAGCCCCAGCCCCAGGAGCCCCAGAAGCCAAGCUACCCACCGCAGCCCCAGCCCCAGCCCCAGGAGCCCCAGAAGCCCAGCUACCCACGGCAGCAGGUGCCCCAGCCCCAGAAGCCCCAGAAGCCAAGCUACCCACCGCAGCAGCAGCCUCAGCCCCAGAAGCCAAGCUACCCACCGCAGGUCUUCCAGCCCCAGGAGCCCCAGAAGCCAAGCUACCCACGGCAGCAGCUUCAGCCCCAGGAGCCCCAGAAGAUGCCCCAGGAGCCCAGCUACCCACCGCAGCAGCCUCAGCCCCAGCCCCAGGAGCCCAGCUACCCACAAGUGCCGCAACGGCCGCAAGUGCCGCAACGGCCGCAAGUGCCGCAACGGCCGCAAGUGCCGCAACGGCCGCAAGUGCCGCGCUACCCUGACAAGCAACCUCGACCACAGGUGUCCCGGCGACCUUCUUACCUUCCCAAACAGCCCCAACGGCCUCUCUACCUUCACAAACUGUCCCUGAAGCCACGCUACCAGCCCAAGCGGCCAGAAAGGCCACAGGUCCCCCAGCAGCCAAGCUACCCUACUCUGCAGCCUCAGCCUCAGGAGCCCCAGAAGCCAAGCUACCCACGGCAGCAGCUUCAGCCCCAGAAGCCCCAGAAGGUGCCCCAGGAGCCAAGCUGCCCACCGCAGCAGCCUCAGCCUCAGCCCCAGGAGCCCAGCUACCCACCGCAGCAGCCUCAGCCCCAGCCCCAGGAGCCCAGCUACCCACCGCAGCAGCCCCAGCCUCAGCCCCAGAAGCCAAGCUACCCACCGCAGCAGCCCCAGCCCCAGAAGCCAAGCUACCCACCGCAGCAGCCUCAGCCUCAGCCCCAGCCCCAGAUGACAAGCUACCCACGCAAGCAACAUCAGCCACAGCUGUUCCAGCGGCCUAAAGCCACAGAAACCGCAGAUGCCCCAUUAGCAACGUUACAUGUCCAAGAGGCCACAGGUCUCAGCAUCCACAAUACAAUAAUUAAUCCAACUUUUGCCCAAGGAGUUUCUCCAAAUUGGAUAAAAAAUGGGCAUCGUAACACUGGAGGUUCUUUGAAGACUGCUUUCAGCUGAGCCAUUGUAUUGACUUGUAAAACCAAAAUAAAAUAACAUCGUAUACUUAAA
Messenger RNA from Plectropomus leopardus (leopard coralgrouper), 3150 nucleotides. The record is from RefSeq and is a predicted model, not a curated record. Lineage: Eukaryota; Metazoa; Chordata; Actinopteri; Perciformes; Serranidae.